Molecule: messenger RNA, 462 nt
Organism: Engraulis encrasicolus (European anchovy)
Lineage: Eukaryota; Metazoa; Chordata; Actinopteri; Clupeiformes; Engraulidae
Product: complement C1q-like protein 2
Exons: 2
Coding region: 1-462 (153 amino acids)
Molecular function (GO): protein binding
Source: RefSeq, a predicted model, not a curated record
AUGAACCUCACACAGAGCCAGGUGGAGGAGCUGAGGAGGGAGAGGGAGGAGGGGAGGGUGUCUUUCUCUGCCUCACUGACAUCUGGUGAAGAAACCAGAGGGCCUUAUCCAGAUGACACUUCCCUAGUCUACAGAAACAUCAUCACUAACGUUGGUAACCACUACAACCCAAGCACAGGGGUCUUCAGAGCGCCAGUUAGAGGCGUAUACCAGUUUCUUAUGUUUGCUCAUGGCCACGGCCAUGCAUCCCACCCCGUUGUAAUUGCUCUUUUUAAAAAUGGGGAGCUCAUUGUCACUGCAUGGAGCCAUCAGCGAACAUACAGUGUGAACCCGUCCAAUGGAGCUUCUCUACAGCUGGAGGUGGGAGAUGAGGUCUACGUGAAGCUGUGGGCCAACGCACGGGUGUUUGACAACGAGAACCGACACACCAGCUUCUCUGGCCACCUGCUCUUCCCCAUGUGA